AUGGGAAAAGUUAACUUUGAAGCUAGUACGAUAUAUUUGCGAUUAGUCCGUUGUACGCUUUCGACUUAUAUGGAUAUCAAAAAGAUCAUGCAGGCGAUCGAUUUCGCUCGGGCAUCAAACAUAAUAACUUGGAACAGACGGUUUUUAAUUAUUUUGGGAUUAUGGCCACUUAAAAUGAAUCAAUCUUUAUUCAUAUUCUUCAGUAUUUACAUGAUAAUUUAUUGCAUUAUGGGAGUAAACCAUUUGAUCAAAUAUUUUAAUCAACCGGAACGCAUUGUUGCGAAUUUAACGGAUAACGUUCUUUUUACAAUGAUACUGGGAAAAAUGUUCAUAUGCAGAAGAAGUUGCAAAAUAAUGGCCAAGUUUUUAAAAGCUAUCGAAAAUGAUUUCUUGACAGAAACUUAUAACAGCAUUCAAGAAAAAAUGGCGUAUUUAUAUUAUAAUCACAUGGCGCUAAUAUUUACGAAAGUUUCCAUAAGUUUGUCAGGAUUUGCGGCUGUAUUAUAUUACUUCAGAACAUUUUUUGAUAAUUGGAAUGCAAUGAUAUCCGGCAAUUUUUCGUAUGAGUUACCAUACCCGAUUCAUCCCUUCUUCGAGAUCAAGGAUAUGCGCAUUUAUUUAUGCAUUUGUGUGUACUUGCUACUGGCCCUGCUACUUAUAAUAUGCGGUUAUGCUGGACCAGAUGCUUUCGUACUCAGUAUGACACUUCAUAUUUGUGGUCAAUUUGCUGCAUUAUCAUACAAAAUUGAUAAUUUGUUAAAAGAUCGUGAAAAUUAUCAUCGUCAUAUUACUAGCAUCGUAGUAAGACAUCACCUUCUAAUAACAUUAGCAGAGAUUUUGGAAAAUAAUUUUAAUAUGAUAUUUCUUCAGCAAAGUUUGGGAACUGUUUUCUUGCUCUGUUUAACUUCGUAUCAUAUAAUUGCGAAUUCAGAAUAUGGCGAAAAAACUAACGUUAUAGCUUUCAUAUUAUAUAUUUUGUAUAUAUGUUGUGUACUUUGUACAAUUCUCGCUUAUUGUUAUAUAGGAGAAUGUCUCAUCACCGAGUUAUUGCUCAAGCAAAGCCAAAAUCUUUUGGAAACAGAAACAGAAAAAGACAGAAAGGAAUUUAAUGCAAAGAAAAAAAUACGAAUGAUGAUUAGUGAAAUGUCAAAGGUGUUGGAUCGGCAACAAUUGAGAAAAAUGUUGAUGGUGUCUGGUAAACAACAACAAUAA
Messenger RNA from Cataglyphis hispanica, 1212 nucleotides. RefSeq lists its product as uncharacterized. Bases 1 to 1212 code for a protein of 403 amino acids. The record is from RefSeq and is a predicted model, not a curated record. Gene Ontology annotation, biological process: detection of chemical stimulus involved in sensory perception of smell; sensory perception of smell. The transcript is spliced from 7 exons. Gene Ontology annotation, cellular component: plasma membrane. Lineage: Eukaryota; Metazoa; Arthropoda; Insecta; Hymenoptera; Formicidae. Gene Ontology annotation, molecular function: olfactory receptor activity; odorant binding.